AUGUCCAGCACCGACUUUAAAAUCCCUCUGCGCCACCAACCAGACGACGUCGGCUACCGCCUCAUCGAACUUCCCCCGGAGCUCCAAUCUCUCCUCGAAUCCGACAAUCCUCCAGUCCUCACCCUGGAAUCUUCUGAAACCUCAGCCCUCCUCAAGUCUCCCGACAGAACCUACUCUCUCCGCCAGAAAAACACGUCAAACUCCGUCAUCCUGCUCUCUCCCUUGGACUCAUCUACGGCUUCAAACCCGGGUAUAGCCGCCAUCUCCACGAUUCACGAGACUGUUGAGCUUGAGCUUGUGCCUGAACAUGCCGCUGCUGCAAGUGGGCAGCUUAAGAAUACGGGGAGCAGAGGCAAAUGGCACGAAAUGUUUGGAAAAGGACGAUAA
This is a messenger RNA of Trichoderma gamsii, 387 nucleotides long. RefSeq lists its product as hypothetical. The coding region runs from base 1 to 387 and encodes 128 amino acids. The transcript is spliced from 2 exons. Gene Ontology annotation, cellular component: Ctf18 RFC-like complex. The record is from RefSeq and is a predicted model, not a curated record. NCBI's taxonomy places the organism in Eukaryota, Fungi, Ascomycota, Sordariomycetes, Hypocreales, Hypocreaceae. Gene Ontology annotation, biological process: mitotic sister chromatid cohesion.